Zeugodacus cucurbitae (melon fly) is the source of this 14677-nucleotide messenger RNA. RefSeq lists its product as uncharacterized. The record is from RefSeq and is a predicted model, not a curated record. Bases 1962 to 7949 code for a protein of 1995 amino acids. Gene Ontology annotation, molecular function: protein binding. NCBI's taxonomy places the organism in Eukaryota, Metazoa, Arthropoda, Insecta, Diptera, Tephritidae. The transcript is spliced from 4 exons.
CUGAAAGUACUUGUACAUGAAUAUAUAAAUAUGAAAUCAGUGCAAUCGUACAAUAAACAACAGUGAUUUUGAAAAUAUUUCCACUCAUAUGCGCCUAGAGGUAUACUAGUAAAACUAUAGUGGUCUUAUUUGCAGCAAAAGUACAUCGAUAGUGUUUUAAUGUUUGCUACUUUAGUGCAUGGAUAGCAAAAUCUGAGUUCUUUAUGGUGUUUCAGUGAAGACUCUUUCGGCAUCAUCAUCUACUCUGUGAGACUAAUAAUACAGAGUACCGAGAGGGCGAGUUGGAAGCAGUAGCAAAAAACAGCUAGAAAAAAAUACAAACAAUAACAACACAAUCAUAAAAAUAGCUAUGUGAUGUUAUUUCCACAACAACAACAACAACAAAAAGAAACAAAUAAAUAUAGAGCAACACGUCGUAAUGAUGCUGCUGUAUGCCAAAACAAGCGCAAGUAACCACAACAACAACAACAACAGUAGCAACAACAGCGCCAGCUGGAGUAAACACUACUAGAUAACAAGCAACAUUAAAAACCAGUAACAGGCACUUGACAUUUUUAAAAUGUAAUCAAGCGUCAACAAGCACACAGCGCACCGACUGCCACCCAACACAUUUGCCUGACACAUACAUUUAGGCGCACAUACAAGCUAUUGCGCUUUCACACUUUUUGCCACUCGUCAUUUGCGCAUUUUACGAGCGUUUGACAUAAGCAAAUUAACAGUGAAAGGAAAGUAGGUGUGGAGGAAGACGAAAAAGCAGCAGCAGAAAGCGCUGAAGAAUUCGAAGAAAUAGCUAAAAAAUAACCUACAACAACAACUAAGAAAUUAGAGCGCACAGCUGCCGCAUAACAAGGAAGCAAACAAGCAUGAAAACGGCGCGAGGAAAUAAAAUUUAAAAAGACAACAGCCGAAGUGGACGUGAGUGCGCGCGCCUAAAAGCAGACUACAAAACUGGCGUGAAGUCAACUUCCCUAGGCGACCUAAUUCAAUUGCUAGCGCGCUGAACAACUGGACGUGAAGGUGACAAAAGAAAAAAAAAAAAGAAACAAAAACAACAAUAAAUGAAAGAAGAAGAAAGCGUAAGCAGAAUACCGGAAAAGUGAACUUAAAUACAAAUGUACACAAGUUGACGCGCGACUGGGCUGUUAGCAGGAAUUCUUGCAAAUAAAUAGUGACGUUAAAUAAGAAUAUCGCCCGCUACAACAACAACAACAAAAACGACAGUUAUAAUUUGAAAGCACAAAUUUAUUUACUUUCUGGUGAAAGUGAGCAGAACGUGACACAAAUUUACAACGGACAAUGCGCUGAGCAUUUCAAGAAGCUACGCGCCGGAAUUUCCUGUGCAUACCUGCCAAAUACGAAAAGUAUUUUAACAAAUAACGGGUGAAUAGGGGAAUAUAAAAGAAUUUACAAAAAGAAAUAUGUGCCAAAAGUAAAUGCCAGUGAAAAAAGUUAUUUGUGUAUUUUAACGAGUGUGUCAAUAACGCGGCGAAGAUUUUUUGCAUAAUUUUAGGAGCGCGCAAAAAAUAUACAUGAUACGAUAAGAAGAAAUGGGGUAAAUGAGCGUUUUUUCUAUACGUUUACGCUCACACAAUAAUAAAAGAAUAAAAAAAAUAUAUAUUUCUAGGCAUGUUAACAACAAUAAAGUGCAAAAUCAGUGACACAGUUAAAAAGUGAAGCAUACCUUUAAGCGCAAACGAAUAAAUUAAAUAUAUAAAAUAAUUAAAAGUUAAGCGCAAAGCUAGAAUAAACACUUAGUGAAACACAAAAUUUGAAUCUAAAAAAUUAAUGAAGUAGAAAUCUUUGAAAAGAUUAAACAAAGCAGUACUUGAUCAAAUUUUAGCGUACCUUUAGGCGUGGCAAAAUUUCAAAUAUCAAAAAGUCAAAAUAAAAUUUAAUUGUCUGAAUAUCGAAACUCAAAUCAGCAUAGCUUAAACUCAAACUGCGUAAACGAAGCAUACAAAAUGGCAGCGAAUUGUAGAACGCGUAGAAAAAACGCUAGCCAGCCGAGCCGCGGUAGAGCGCGAGCAGCGCAAAUGUGGUCAGUACUACUGAGCAUCAUGUUAAUCGCCUACAAUGUUGACAACGCAGCGGCGAAGAUGGACACAGAACUCUUGCAAGACGAUGAACUGCUAAUGCAGGCGCCAAAAUCCGGACAAACUGAAGCGUUAGAAACUCAACUCAGCCAAGCGACGACAGACGAAUCGGAUGAACAUUUCAACUUGUAUCGCAGUGAGUUGAAACGACUCUCUUACGAAACCAUACAUCGGAUAUUACGCGAUGAAAAUGAACCGAUCUAUAGGCGUACGGAUGCAGCGUAUCGCUCGUAUAAGAAGCGCGCGUACCAGCCAGCGCACGAGGUGGUACGGCGAGCGGCAGCGGCGGCGCCAGCUAUAAAUGUUAUACCCGAAGCGCAUUUGACACAGCAGCCACAAGCACAACACGCACUCAGGCUCACAAAUGCCGAACUGCGUCACUACGAUGCAGCACGUGACUAUCAUGGCAAACAUAGCGCCAUCUAUGCGCUCGAUUUAAGUAACAAUCUGUUGCAAGAUAUUAACUUGAGCGCAUUUACGGCGUUGCAGCAAGUUGAACUCGCCAACAACUCACUGACCGUUAUACCACUCAAUCAGCAUGAUGCCGUGUCAAGCAACAUCGUGUCACUUAAUCUGAAUGACAAUCAAAUUGCUCACGCAACGGCAGUAAGUAGCGCCAGCUUGCGUGAAUUGCACUUGAGCGGCAAUCAAAUCUCUGAAUUAGCGCAACUCAAUCUCUCUAUGCUGAGCGCGCUCGAAACACUCGAUCUCUCGUGCAAUCACAUCGCCGAACUGGAGACCGCGUUCUUCCCGCAACGCAUGCAUUUUCUGAAACAUCUCAAUUUGGCUUACAAUCGCAUUGGCACCAUAUACCGGGAGACCUUCUACAAUCUGCUCAGCUUGAAUACGCUACUACUGAGUCACAAUAACAUUAGUGAUAUUGAUUACGAGACAUUUUUGGCAUUGCCCAAUCUACAAUAUUUGGAUCUGUCGCACAAUCAGUUACACGGUGAAGCAAUACGCGCGCUCCAGGGCAUACCAGAUUUGGUGCGUCUCUCGAUCGCUUACAAUCCCGAGGUUGGCGCGUCUAUGCAGGAAUUUGUCGCCUCAUGGAGUUUAAAGGAACUGGAUGCUAGCGGCACGGGUUUGUGCCAGAUACCGGCGGCGUUGGCUCAGUCGGUGAGAACGCUUAAAUUGACCGACAAUUGGCUGAAGAUUAUCAAUUGCGGCGACUUGGAUAGCUAUCCGUUGCUGCAGUAUCUCGACCUCUCGCACAGCCGCAUCGAAGAUAUCGAAGACGAUGCACUUGGCCGCUUGGAGAUACUCGAAACACUCUUUCUCGACCACAAUCGCUUGCGCAAAGUGCCCGUCAGCCUACCCACCUCGCUGGAGCAUCUCUUUCUGCAGCACAACGAAAUCAUGGAUUUGCAAGCGCUCAUCUUCCAAGGACUCAAUAAUCUGCAAACGCUUGAUCUCUCGGGCAAUAAACUGCUCUAUUUGCCAGCGCUGCCGUUGCCCAAAUUGCUGACACUCAAUUUGCGCGCGGCCGGUUUGCGGGGCGUCAGUCAGGCCAUGGUGCACACGUUGCCGCGUUUGCGUGACCUGCUGCUCGAUGAGAAUCCAAUUAAGUGCAGCGAUUUGUUGAGCAUUGCCGAGUGGGCAAGUCCGUGUAGGAUUGUGGAGCGCAGCAGUGCUGCUGACGGUAGCAACAGUACGGAAUUGGAGAGUUUUAAUAUUGAACGCAAUAGUAUUAUGGGCGAUUUGGGAGAGGAGCCACAACAGCAACAACUGGUCGGUGAUAAUCGCAUUGGCAGCGUUGAACAAGUAAUUGCCUCGGCUGCAAGUGCAGCUAAAUUAGGUCAGCACAAAGUGGAUGAGUCUGCAGUGGCAGCGGUGAGUGAGGAGGUGGCUGAUGCAGCGGACGCAGCCACAAAUAACGAAUUGAAGCCGAACUUUGUGCGGAUGCACAAUUUUUUCGAAAAGUUUAAGAGUAAUUGUGAUGCAAGAAGACAAACGGCCGCAUCCGCGCCACAGCCGCCACCCACACCCGCUUGUGCCGUUGAAUGGGAGGGUAGCGGUGAGCAUGAGGAACUAGUAACAGCAGACCACAGCCGGGUGAGCAGCGAGCCCACAUUCAAUUUGCAAAACGAAAAAUUAAAUGUGAAAGCAACUACAACAACAACAAGCAUGCCAACACAGGGUACGCUUGUUGGAAAGUUGAGCAGCAGCGUUGAGGCGAAGCCGAAAGUGAGUCCGCCGCGACAGAAGAAGUCUAAGAAGGAGGUGAAGAAUGUUAAAGCUGAAAUGAAACUUUUCAAGUUUAAUCAAAAGAAUUUUCCGUCUGAAAUGGCAGAAAGUUCAGAGGCAACAGCAACAAAACAUAUGAAAGCAACAACAACGCUGCCAACUAACGGCAUGGAAGUAACAUUGGAUUAUAAGACACAAGUCACUAAAACUACAGCAACAACAACAACAACAACAGCGAGAUUUCCAAUAACAACCCCAACAACAACAACAACAAACAGAUUCCCAACAAAAACUACAACAACAAAUGAAAACAUAAAGAGUACGUCAGCAGAGCGCAAAAGCGUUGCUACCACAGCUACAACAAUAGUGCCUGAGGCGCAAAACCAAGUAAAAACUGUAACAACAACAAUACCGGCAGUGGCAAAAACUUUACGGCAACUUGCAACAACAACUGUUGCAACAGGAAGUGGUGUGGCAAACAUUGGCAAUUUAUUGGGGCAACAAAUUAGUGCAACAAUAGUGACUGCGACGCCGGUAAAUAGCAGCACAGCAACAACUGUGGUGGUAAAACCUUUCACAACAACAACAGCACCUAAAAUGCUUGAGGCCCAAAAUGACGCAGCUGAAACUAAGCUAGAUGCAGCGUUGCAAGGGCAAGAUAAUGGCGCAACGCUGGCAACACAAACAAGUACAACAACAACAACAAAUUCCGCAAAUGCUAAACUGACAGCGACGUCAUCAUUAAAUAAUACCAAAGAGAUUUCCGUUAACCAAAAACAGCAGCGAGUAGAUAAUGCAGCUACAACAGCUGAAACUACAACAAACGCUGAUGUUGCAACUUCUUUGGAAAUGGCAAAAACUGCGAGCACAGCAAGAAUAGCACAACAGCUGUCGGAGCGCAUUUUAGCAACGCAAACAACUGACAACAACAAGCAGUACAUGACAACAGCGCCAACAACAACAAAAACUUUACAAGCAACUCGAAACACUAAAGUUGUACCAACAGCAGCACGUUACUUGCAAAUGAAACGCGCACAAGCAAUGCCAAGCGCACGUACAACGCAAGCAACAUUACGUGUUGCAGCAACAAAGUUCAGAAACACCGACGAGGCAACAUUUGAAUCAACGAGGGUUGGCGCGGCGCUACAAAUAGGUCAGAGUGACGUUGCAAAAAGUGAAUUGACAACACAAAAGGCAGCAGUGUCAGUGGAAAAAGCAACAACACAACAGCCAGAGGCAACAAUAGAGUCAAAGUCACUGGCCAAACAGAAAGUAGAUAACAAUUUAACUCGAAAUGACAGCGACAAUGAUAGUCAUAAAGUGCAGGCAAACAAACAAGAAGCGGCAGAGGAGAAGGACAAGCAACAAAGCAUGAUAGUGGCAGCAGCAACAACAGUAAAAGCCAUAAACGAAUUGGCAAAGCCAAAGACAACACAAUUUUGGCAGCAACAUAAUUUUAAACGAGCAAAUCCGUAUCCAAACGACAUUUCCGGUCAACGGCAGCAGUUGGCGGAGGAGGAGGAGCAGCAGCAGCUGACAGCUGAAAGCACAACAGAGCACAUAGAAAAUGUGGACACCACAACAACAACAACCAGCAGCACACAUGCGCCAACACACCGACAUGAACCGCUACAACUGCACAUACGAGAUCGACAUUUAAUUGGAACACCGCUGCUCAUGCAUCGCGGCCAAAAUAUGCUGGUGGAGGCGGCAGAGGUGCUUAAGCAAACGACUGUGGCGGUGACGGUGAAGACAACAACACCAACACUACAGCUCAACAAAGCAAGCACUUUGAAGAUAACAAAUGAGGAAGCUUUGGCCAAAAGCCAGCCAACGGAAGCCGAACAUCAAGAGUACAGUCACCCCAGCGUGGAGCAGGCAGCGGCAAACGAGCAGCAGGAGAGCGUGGAGAAGGCACAUCAGCAGUCAAAUAACUUCACUCAUUCAGUGAGCUCACAAGCGGAAGCAAUAAACGUGCAGACAAAUGUGACGCCAGGGCAUAGAAUUGGCAGCGCGGAGCAAGAGGGCACGCGGCAGCAACAGCAGCACUAUGAUAGUCAUGCAGAUAAGCAAAUGUUGGCAGGAACAGCAGUGGAUACAACCAAAGCAACAACAGCAAAAUGGUUAGAGACCACUGCAACCACAACAGACAACAUAAACAGCGGCGAGCAUAAACUAAAAGCCAGUGGCGCGAGCAAUGGCAAGCGGCAUGAGUUAGAGCGCAAAGUGUUGCCAAAGAAACACGAUGAUAUUGGCGGCGGCGGUGGUGGUGGCAGUGGCAGACGCAAACCCACUUUGAUCAUGAAGAAAAUGACCAUACAGACGCAGCACACUAAGCACACACAGACACCACAUCAGCAGACGCACUACAUGCUCAAUACGCCGCGCGAAAAUGAAGCAGCGUUGCGCGAACGCGGUGAUGCGGCCGGCGCGUCAGGUGUACCACACGCGCUAGCGGGCAAACUUUUGAAAGCGCAUAACGAAGCAGCAGAUAAUGGCAUUACACACGACUGGUUUGAGCGCGAUGGUGAGCUAGCGGAACUUGCGGCUAUGCAUAACCUAGCGCAACAUAAGCAUAGCACAGUUAACACGCCCAUUAUUAGAGAUAACCACGCGCGCUUGUUAGCCGCCAUGGAUGAGUUUGCCACGCUGCAAAGUUUGGAUGCGCCCACAGCACAGCAUUCGAUUAGCAGCCAGCGGCGCGACCACGAGCCACUGCAAGUGCAAGAGCGCGCCGCUUUGCAUUCACAAACGCAGCAGUGGUUGGAUGUGCGGAAGGUCGGCGGCAGCACAACGCAUCCAGGAAUUGUACUUUUGCUCUCCUUUUCACUACUCGCUGUGCUAUUGGUUGGACUGAUGCAUGUCUAUCGCUGUGAUGUGCUGCCAUGGCGGCGUCAUCUGUUGUCACAUCAACAGCGACCACAUUUGCAACGGCAAUUCAACGCAGGCGCCGAUGAUGACGCGCACAGCUUCUUGCAUUAUCACAACAAUGGUGAGGGUCAACAGCAGCCGCGCGCACAGCCACCGCCACGCUGGCAUCAUGGUGAGCGCACACGCGCCAACUACAGUUCACCGCUGCACAAUCUGCAUGUGCGCGAACUGCAAAAGACAUCCGCCGUGGAGGUGGAGGCGGCAACACGCAUCACGCGCAGUUACUAUGAUGUACGGCCAUUUGAAAAGACCACAGCGCCCGCUCGCCGUCACGGCAGUACCGGCAGCAAUGCGAGCGGUGCCAGUGGUGGGGCCUCACGCAACAGUAGCACCAGCCUGAGUAGCACACGCUCAUCCUCCACAGCGGGCAUGUUGGACGCUGACGAUGCUUUCUAUGUGGAAAUGACAGCUGAAUGUGGUCAGCUCGGUGGUUGUGUUAGCGCGAAUGAAGCGCUGCAGUGUGACAUGUUGCCAAUGGAGUUGUUGACAGUCACGUCGUCGGCGAGCAAGCGCAAUGAUGAAUGUGAUGCGGACACCGCUCUGUAUGAAGCUGUGAGUCAGGCAAAUGUAGAUGUUGAGGCCAAUACAGUGAUAGGCGCUCAAGGCAGUAAGCAAGUAAAGAAGGCGCAACAGAAAUGUGCUGGCAACAGCGCGCAGUUAAACAAUGACAGCCGAAGAAAAUCGGGUGCCAAAACAGUAACAGCGUCGUCAUCAACACGUAAAUUCGAUCUGUGGUGACAGGCGAUGUUUCAGCGACAAUAUGCGCCAUUCCAAUAAAUGUCAGCGACAAGGCGCGCGAGAGCGAGAAAUUGAGAGCGAGCGGGAGAGAGAGAGCGCGGGAUCCUGUGAAUGGUAGAAAAGGCCUAAAAGCGAACCAGCAAAUAAUAAGUGGUAAGCCAGUCAGUAAGUGUCAAAUAACAGCUGACAACUGAAAAUGUAUCGAAAUAAUUGGUGAAAAAUGGAACUUAAAGGCGUUACAUAAAAGCAGUUAUAAUGUAAGUUCGUAAUUUAGACAAAGUGUUAGUGAUAGCAUGUUGUAUAGUAAUUAGUAUAGGAAACAAUUUAGGAUAUGACAGUUUAAAAGUUAGUGUGUUAAUAAAACUCUGAAGAAUGUCUGUAGAAAUAAAUACAAAAAUAUUAAUCAAACCUUGAAAAUAAGAAAUAAAAAUAGACGCAACUAAACUUCCAAUUGCAACAAAUUAGUUCACAAAAAAUCAUGAACACAGUAUAUAAAAAUAAUCUAGAUAAAAUUUUUGAAAAUAAGUGACUUAUAAAUUCAAAUCAGAAAAAGUUUGCUGGCGCUUGAUUUUUGAGACUUAAUUUUAAGUAAUUUUAAUAAUUUUCUACAACAAUAUUUUCAUUAAAAACAUAUACAAUUAUAAAAAGAUGUGUCCGAAGAACGACAGGUCUCUCAGCAAAACAACUAAAAAAAAUUAGUGCUGCUUCGUGAAUACCGUUAUUUUUAAGUUCUUAAGCGAAAAACAUACUUUUUUUUAUCAAAAUCAACACAAAACUUCCACUAAUCAAUCGUGGCUGGCUUGUUGGAAUAGACCAUAGACUUGACGUGGCCCCACAGGACCACGUGGACCAAUUGUCUGGGCCAUUUUGUGAGAUAACACUUUCACCAAAUUUGGUUUUCAAUAAAUCGAUUGUGAUACUCGCUGUGUAGCUUGUGGCACCCUCCCGUUGUCCCUUGUCCAUUUCAUCCAAUUCUGGCCAAAAAUAUAUGACGAAGCCAUUCAGUCAGAAAUGAGCCUCAUCACUACUUAGAUUGUAGCGCUCGUUAAGUCGAGGCCACUGACUCCGAAUUUCGGUAGUACAUUUUAAUAAUUUCGACUCGAAGUUGGGUCGAAUAUCUUUACUUGAUGAACUGACAAACCUUUUUUAAGAGAAAUGAGCGAGCAAAAAUAUGGUGUCGUUUGUUGUUCCUAUCGGCCUAUUUUUGUAGCUCCGAAGCUCCCAAUCAAUCUUGAGACUUAUUCUUUAUCCACCGCCUUCGCUAAGAACCUACAACAGUAGUACUAGUUGUCUUGAACCCCCAAAUGAUCUUUCUGUAACAACUCAAUACGGUUAGUUCGUUAAUAUCGUUAUAAUAAAAAUACACCUUUCUGGAAAAUCUUUGUACAAUUCUCGUUAAGUCGAAUUGCUUUAAAAGAAAGUGAGUUUCAUGGCCCAAAGAAUUUUACUAAAGGCAACCUCUAUCCCAUGCAAGCUGUGAACACCUAAGCCUAGACCAAAAGAGUAAUUCAGCCACUUAGUUAUUUCUCCAAAAAGUAAUAAAACUAUUUCAAACAAUCACUGAUUAAUGAAGCUUCAACAUAACCUAUAAAGUGAGGAGCACACUUCAGACGGUUCUUAGAAAGAAGCAUACAACCAAAAGUAAUAGAAAACACAAAUCUGCCAUGAAACGACCAUCAGAAAGGCUAAUCAAAUAAAUCAAAGCCACGGCUAUUCCACGAAACGACCAAACACCAAGGCAUACACAUAUGCGAGUGCGACAAAAUAGUUUACUGCACAUAAACAAAAUCACAAAGUGAUGAGAGAGAACGCGUGAAAAAAACACAACUGGAAUGAGUCUACAUUGUUAGCCUGAAAAAAAGUUGCACUUGAAAGCACUGCACCAUACUGGCCACCCUAAACACCUACAAAUCGGUGGACCAUCAUAUGAAAGAGUCAACAAACGUUUGGCACAUAAAAUUGUCUCCGAAGAGCGCUGCUGAGUUGGUCAACUGAUUUAUAGUUUUUGUAUGCGUUUCACGUACAGCAACAAUUUGUCAUAAAGUUUCAUAUUUUCUACGUCUCUUUCUGGCUGACCUACUUGUUUUUUGUUUUUGUUUUUGUUGGUGUUGCACUUUUUACUUGUUUUAUCACAGACUUUCUCUAUUAGAAUCUUCUAGCUGCCAUGAGCUAUAUAAAUUUCUUUGCACAUCAAUAAGUGCUUUAUGUGUGUGUGGGUGAGUGUGGGUGUGUUCCGCUUCAGAAUUUAUGGUUUGUUCUUAUGACUUUAUGUGAUUCCCGGCGUAUUAUUGUAGUGGCGGAUUUGCCAUUUAUGGGUCAUUUUGGUGAGCUUAGUCUUAAGCGUUUCACUCGCUGUUUAAAUCAUUUGGUAUAUUAUGAUAGGAUUUUUGUAGAUUGUGUGGUAAGAAGAAGUUUUUUGAGUGUGGUGUAACGUAAUGACAAUUGUUUUAUAAGUAUCACAGGAUAGUGAUUUUUUUUAAAUAGCUGUAGUCUUCGAUGAAAGAAAUAUUAUUUCCACCUUGACUCAUAAUCUUUAAAAGUUUUUAAAAAAUCGAUUCACGCGUGCCACAUAGGGAUUAAGGCUCUUGACAAAUAUACAUGGUGGGCAUUGGACGCAUUGUUUUGAUGGAAGGCGAUUUCUGGUUAAAAUCACGGUACAAUUUCGUGGUUUCGUGGUUAAUGACAUCGAACUCUGUACAGCUCCAUUAAUAUCAGCAUUAUCAUACAUUUACUGGACUUCGAUUCAAAUCAGAGAUCACAGCAUAGCUCAAUAGGCGCGUAGAGCCAAUAUAUGCCCUGUAGCUCAAGUCAAUCAUCAUAUGAAUACCUAUAUGGCUAUAAAUACUCUUCAUGAGUAUUGCUGCUGUUUAGCCUCCAAUGAGAUAUCUGGUGCUUUCCAGUAAACCCAACUAAACACUUCUCCACACGAUGGGAUUUGCAAAGUUUUUGAAUUUAUUUUCUGCUUUAUUGACCUGACCCUGCAGAAAAAAGGGUGCCAUAUUAUUUAAGGAGUCCCUAAGUUCAUUAUCGAUAGUGUUCAUCUAUUUCACCAUCAGACUCGUUUGGAUGCCAGGAAUCGCUGAGACUGCAGAGCUGAUGAGCUCGCAAUAUAGAGUACCCGUGUUCCUCUUACACCAGGUUGGUAACGAACCGGGGCUUCGUUGUCCUCUUGAGUUCUAGUACUAAAUCAAUUGACCUCUCGGUAAACGUUGGUUAUCAACCAGUACCUGCUCGAUCGAGAGAUCCUUUUGGAUCCCUGAGCGGAACGCAAGAGGUCGGCUGAACUAUUUGCUCAACAUAUAUGCGAUGAGGUUAGGAAUAUUGUCCCAACUACUAUAACUAUAUGGAGGAGGACGAGGUGGAAGUAUCAAGUGGAAAUUAUUUCAUCAUUCACUGUCUACCGUCACAAGACUGAGAUUGAAAUAUCUCGGUAUCUAUACCUUGCCGAACCAAGCGAACUAGAAGGAAUGGACUUUAGCCGCCUCAUAAAAUUUGUUAAAGGGUCAACGUACUUCGGCAAUAUACAUAAGGGUCACCUUCGCCAUCCAUACUUAGGAAUCACAAUGGACCGGCUCCUUCAGCUAUCUAAGUGGGAUCAUUCGUGGGGCUAAGAAACUAACCUAUUUACCUAAGUAAUUUUAACAAUUUGAGCACUAUUUCCCGCUUUUCAUGAGCCUUUUCUUCCUGUUUCGCUAUCGUGUCUUUUUAUUUCUGCAACAAUAUACUUCUGGACUUGUUAAAAGUAACUUAGAUCUUCAGAGGGUUGGUCGGGCUCACUGAGAGCAAGCGAGAGAGCGACAUAUUAUAUGUGUUUAACUUCUUCCUAAGCUUCAGUACCAAUUUAACACACUUCCAAAGAUAAUUACAACCAUCGUUACACAUUAAACUAGUACUUAACUCCUUCGGCAGUCAAUAGACGCAUGUUCGCAUUUUAUUAAGCCCACAAGCAACAAUAGCAAAAACAACAAAAGUCAAAGGCAAUAAAUUAAAUUGCAUUUACUGCAAUAUCAAAUGCCUUUCUAGCACAUUAUUACUUGUUCAACAAUUAUCAAACCAUUUUAGCACUUAGUGUCUAAGAGCGAAUGCCAAGUAAGCUGUAAGAAAUGGACACAACCAAGUAUAUAGUGAUAUGUGUGAGCUUAGAAGCAAAUAUAUUUUUAAUAGCAUUGCUGGACAAGAGAACUAAGGCGCAAAAAAUACUAUCAAGAGGAGAAACACAUAAGAGCAAAAGAAAGGAGCAAUGAAACACAAGAAGAAUUCACACAAACAUCGAAAGAAAAGCCCCAGCGGUGUGAAAGAAUUCUUACGUAUGUUGGGAAGAAAGGCGAGUAGCAAUUACAAUUACAUUAGUGCGACUGAUAAAAAGUUUAACCAGCAACCACUCGACAAUGAUAAGGCGCACGAAGUAAUGGCAGCAGGGAGAGGGAAGAGCGCAACCACCACGUAGACGCAGCGGUUUGUAGGCGAACUAAUAAAUUCUUAACUCAACUGCGGCUAAGUAAGGAAUUUCCUGCCGUUAACUUUAUUUGCUCCGAUUACACAGGCUUGCUUGUGGCUUUGUAAUAAAAAUUCACCCCGAAACGCAGCUAUCGAGCAAUUUAGAUUUAGCAACAACUACAACAAGCACCAACAAGGUAGUUGGUGGGCUAAAGACACAAGCGAGCAGCCGGAGCAGCAAUUGAAAGGAAAUACGAGCGCGUUGGAGCAUUGUAUCCCUAAUUUUCGUAAAACCUUUUCUUUAAGCACGAACACACCCACACAGACAUACAAAUAGAUACUGUAAAAGCUUCACUUGCGCUGUGUGUGUGGGUGUAAAUGUGUGCUUAAGACUGACAAUAAUACUUUUGCUUGCUGCUGGAAAUCUCACUUACAAAGAAUUAAAGCAACAACAGCAAAAAACCCAUGGAGUAAAAGAAGAAGAAAGUAUAGUCGACUUGCAGGCGCCUACACCAAGCAACAAGAUAACAACAGCAACAACACAGCAGUCAAGUCAGCACCAUUAAUAGCUGCUCGCGCCGACAAAUACAAAUCUUAAUUAAGCAGUCUCAGUUGCAGCUUGCAAACUUUGCGCCGAGCAGCAAGCGCAUGCCAGGCCUGACCGUCCGUCCGCCUGUCCAUCCAACUGUCCGUCAGUUUAUGUAUUUAUUUUCUGACUUUGCGUUAACUUUGCUCUUGCCAUUUCACGGCGCCCCUCGUCUGCAACAACUUGUGAGUGAAAAGAGUUUUCGCUGAGCUUUCAAGUUGCCACACAAAAGGCGCUAAGCCCUGCUCAACUUGAUGGCCAGCCUCACCCUACACAAUGCCACAGCACACAAGUUGUUGUAGACGAGUGUAGUGCUCGGCGUUGAGUGGUUUGUUGUGUGGCUUGGCAUUGUGCUGUUGUCAAAUUUAAUGAGGGUUUACGCAGUCAAAUCUUCAUAUGAAGUCUAGAAAAAAUACAGCAAUUGGGCAGCGCUAUAACUAAAUGAAAUGUGUUUGAUGGUAUUUCGGUUGCAAUUAACAAUUAUAUUUUUCAAGAAAUUAAGCAUUUCUAAUAUACCACAUGUGGCUUAAGGUGUGAGAAGAUUCACAUGGGGUUGCCAUUUUGUUCUAAAAUUUCUUAUAAAUGUGUGGAAGAUUAUUUGGGUCUGUUGUUAUUUUUCGCUCUCCCAGCAGAUAAUUUACUUUAUACUUUGAAAUAUAACACGGGGAGUUAGUUGUUCAGCUUACAGGAAAAACAUAGAAUGGAAAGAGACAGUUUUCAUAACAGUGAGAUAAAAAUAAAAACUGAAAUCAAGGAAUAAAAUACGCCAAGAGCAAAAAAGGCAUAGAAAACAUAGAACAUAGAAAAACAUAGAAAACAUAGAAUGUGUUAAAAACUAAUAUUAUUGUUAGAACAUGAUUUUGUUACUAUUUAACAUCUCUUUUGGAUCAAAAACAAUAGUCGAUGUUUUCGACAAUACAUCAUACAACCCAAAUUGACUCGAAACUCGUAGGUCCAUUCAUCCACUGUCCCAGCCACUUCAUAGAAAACAUAAAAUUUGCAUAAACACGAGAGAUUGCAGAACAUAGAAAAACAUAGAAUUUUUUUUAAGUGGAAAAUCAUAGAAAAUAAUAAUUUUGUUGCAAGAAAAGUAGUCGCACCAAAUUUUUAAUCUGAGAGAUGGCAAAUCAUUAACAAGAAUAGAAUUUAUGUUUUGAUUGAAUCAGACUAUUAGAAUGCUUUCAUUAGAUUAAUAGACCUAUUUGUUCUACUUAAUUUCAAUAUUACGGCACCUACUAACGAAAUUAGAAAUAAUUUUUCGUCUUCCUAAAGCCAUUCAAUAAGCUAUUUCCAAGCAUUUAUAAAAGGAAAAAUAACAUUAAAUUUUAGUAUUGUAUUCGUAGUAAUUAUUUCAAUUUUGAAGAACUUUCUAAUUACAUACUUGGCAACCCCAGUGACAUAUUUACAUACAAACAACACAUAGACAGCGAUUAAAAUGCCUGCCAACAACGCUUAGGCACAUUGACUUUGGCCACCUUACACACGCAUAACAUUUUAUCUUGCCGCUAUUAACUUCGCCUUACUCACCAUGCAUACUUUAAGGCGUUAAAGAGCGCACAUAAACACAAGUACCCAGCAGUUACGCGGCUACUUGGGGUCAACAACGUCAGUCAAAGGUCGCAAUAAACGUGUGUAUGGCAGUAAUUAUUUUUGUAGCUAAAUUGCGUACGAGUCGAUAGGACACACAGACAUAUGUAUGUAUAUA